GAACAGGGGGGCGGACGAGGCUGGGCCGGAGGAGCCAGGAGGAGAGCGUCGGGCGCGGGGAGGGAAGGCCGGGCGUGUCCCCGCACCCCUGCGUGCGUGUGGCUGCCCACGUCCCCCCUCGGGAGCCCGAGGAAGCCCAGAAACCGAAAGAAGCAAAGCCGUAUCUGCGCGCUCCCUGCCCCCUCCGGCCCCCGCGCCCCGCCGCAACACAGGCGACUUCCUCUUUCCAACCUAUUUAAGGCCCAGCCCUGAGUGGCCGGGAGCAGAGGCGGCCGGCGCGCAGCCCAGCCAUGGGGGACCCCUUCAUCCGCCACAUCGCCCUCCUGGGCUUCGAAAAGCGCUUCGUCCCCAGCCAGCACUAUGUCUACAUGUUCCUGGUGAAGUGGCAGGACCUGUCUGAGAAGCUGGUCUACCGGCGCUUCACUGAGAUCUACGAAUUCCACAAAACUUUAAAGCAGAUGUUUCCCAUCGAGGCCGGGGACAUCAACCCGGAGAACAGGAUCAUCCCCCACCUGCCAGCCCCGCGGUGGUUUGACGGGCAGCGGGUGGCCGAGAGCCGCCAGGGCACCCUCAGUGAAUACUGCAGCGCGCUCAUGAGCCUGCCUGUCAAGAUCUCCCGCUGCCCCCACUUCCUCAACUUCUUCAAGGUGCGUCCCGACGACCUCAAGCUCCCCGCGGACAGCCCGGUGAAAAAGCCCGAGACAUACCUGAUGGCCAGAGAUGGCAAGAAUAACAUUGCAGACAUCACAGGCCCCAUCAUCCUGCAGACGUACCGCGCCAUCGCCAGCUACGAGAAGAACUCGCGUUCCGAGAUGACUCUGGCCACGGGCGACGUGGUGGAUGUCGUGGAGAAGAACGAGAAUGGCUGGUGGUUCUGCCAAAUGAAGACAAAGCGUGGCUGGGUUCCGGCGUCCUACUUGGAGCCCCUGGACAGUCCUGAUGAAUCAGAGGAUCCAGAGCCCAACUAUGAAGGUGAGCCCUACGUCACCAUCAAAUCCUACACUGCCCUCUUGGAGGACGAGGUGUCCUUGGAGCAGGGGGAGACCAUCGAGGUCAUUCAUAAGCUCCUGGAUGGCUGGUGGGUCGUCAGGAAAGAAGACAUCACAGGUUACUUCCCAUCCAUGUACCUGCAGAAGGCAGGACAGGACGUAGCUGAGGCCCAAAGCAAGAUCAAGAGCCGCGGAGCCCCGCCCCGGAGGUCCUCCAUCCACAACGCGCACAGCAUCCACCAGCGGUCGCGGAAGCGCAUCAGCCAGGAGGCCUAUCGGCGCAAUAGCGUUCGUUUUCUGCAGCAGCGCCAGCGUCAUCCGCGCCCAGGGCCUCAGAGAGCUGGGAAUCCAUUGCAAAAGGAGCAGCCCAAGACGGAGCGCCCCAAGCCGCAACCAGCCGUGCCCCCGAGGCCCAGCGCCGACCUCAUCCUGCACCGCUGCAGCGAGAGCACCAAGCGGAAGCUGGCAUCCGCUGUCUGAGGCUGCGUGGUGCUCUCCCCACCGCCAGCCCCUAUCCCUGUAUAUACAUGUAUAGAGCCUGAGAUUUGGCAGCAGAGGGGAGACCCUGGCCCUACCCCAUCUGGCUAUUCGCCCGUCCUGAAUAAAUGUUGCUUGGAGUGUA
Molecule: messenger RNA, 1611 nt
Organism: Phacochoerus africanus (Common warthog)
Lineage: Eukaryota; Metazoa; Chordata; Mammalia; Artiodactyla; Suidae
Gene: NCF1
Product: neutrophil cytosolic factor 1
Exons: 11
Coding region: 291-1469 (392 amino acids)
Biological process (GO): respiratory burst; superoxide anion generation
Cellular component (GO): NADPH oxidase complex; cytoplasm
Molecular function (GO): protein binding; phosphatidylinositol binding; superoxide-generating NADPH oxidase activator activity
Source: RefSeq, a predicted model, not a curated record